AUGCCUGAUUAUUUCUUUCACGUUGGUAUUGAACUCUUUCCAGGCUCAUCACCAACGCUGAACGAGUCCAGCCAACUUCAACCACCAAAUCUAUCUUCAUUCUUCAAAGCACUCAGGCCGUUCACGAACUCCGGGCCCAGGCGGCGAUCGAGAGACUUUGCGCCCGAGCAGAAGAAAGACCAUACUACGAACCCCGCCCGCUACGAAACCUCCUCUGCCAGACUACCUCACUCGGCUCCCCACGAUCAUCGGCUUGACAACAUCUGCAUCGAGGGCGUCGAUAUGUCGGCCAACUCUGGCGGCGGUGGUGGCGGUGUGAACCAAGAAGGGUCAAAAGAUAACAUCAUUGGCAAGGGAAUUGGAAGCGCAAUAUCAGGACAUCAUGUGAAGGGCCGCUAUGAACCUCUGGAAGGAAGCGGAAACGGCGGCGGUGCGCAAGGAUGGGGGAUCGUUCAUCUUUAUCGAGACAGCGAAGAGACGUCGGGGCUCUACAAGGACUCUGUAGCCGCAUAUCGAACGAGUGAUCUAUGGAGCGACGGGUCUCGCAAUCCUCCCGCAACCAAACCUCAUCCACCACCCAAGGACGAAGAAUGCACAACCCUAUGUAUCCUGGCCGUGCCCUCGUACAUGACACCGUCGGAUUUCCUGUCGUGGGUCGGUGCCGAUACCAGAAGCGAGGUCAGCCAUUUUCGGAUGGUCCGCACGGCGCGUGCCAACCGGUACAUGGUUCUGAUGAAGUUCAAACAUGGCAAGAAGGCGAAAGAGUGGCAACACGAAUGGAACGGGAAAGUGUUCAACAGCAUGGAACCGGAGACAUGCCAUGUCGUUUUUUUGAAAUCAGUCGAAUUGAUGCAAACAACUCCAACAUCUCCAGGACAUAAUGAUGACGGAUCGUCGGUAAUCAGCUACCCGCGUAUGAAUAACGACCCUUUCACCCCGGCCUCAACAACCACAAAACCAUUGGCUCCAAGAACAUCCUCACUGGUUGAAUUGCCUACGUGUCCGGUAUGCCUUGAGCGGAUGGACGAAACCACGGGCCUGUUGACCAUUCCUUGCCAGCAUGUGUUCCAUUGCACAUGUUUGGAAAAGUGGUCUGGCGGUGGUUGUCCGGUCUGCAGGUACACCCACGACGACUUCUCGUCUCGGCUUGGUUCAUCCAAAUCAAAAAACAAAAACCCAGGCGAGCACGGAGACAAUGACGGGCCCCUGGAGUGCGAAGUAUGUCAUGUUGAGACGAGUCUCUGGCAAUGUCUCAUCUGUGGCAAAAUCGGGUGUGGACGAUACGAAGGCAAGCAUGCAUAUGCACAUUUCGAAGAAAGCGGACAUACGUUCAGCAUGGAUCUCGAAAGUAAACGAGUUUGGGACUAUGCAGGAGACGCCUACGUGCAUCGCAUCAUUCAAGACGCAGCCAAGCCGGGCGAGAAGCUGGUCGAACUGCCCGGCAGACGACGGGAACGCACGGCCCUCCAAGGACAAGAAGAUGUCGAAAUGGCCAAGAUGGACAACAUUGCUCUCGAAUAUACGCACCUAUUGACCAGCCAGCUUGAAAGCCAAAGAGUGUAUUUCGAAGAGGUGGUCGAACGAGCCGUGGAUAAAGCCUCUGAAGCGACUAAAAAGGCCGAACGAGCCAUGGAAGAAAGCCGCAUCGCCACGGAGAGAUUGCAGCAGCUGGAACAGCAGCAUGAUAUUGUCGCCAAAGGCCAUGUUCCUGAACUUGAAAAGGAGAAAGCGCGUCUUGAGAAGCGAAGUGCAAAGUUCGAGGAAAUGGCACGCAGUCUUACUGUCAAAUAUCAGGAAGAAAAGGCACUUACUGCCAGUCUUAUGGAACGGGUUGAAUUUUUGGAAAAGACACAAUUGGCUCAGCUGAAUGAGACUAUUCGUCGCCUUGAAGAGGAGAAGGCCACUCAGGAGCUGUUGAUGGAAGGUCUAAAGGAAGAGCAUCGUGAUGCCAUGAUGCAGAUUUCCGCCCAGAAAAAGUUGCAGGAGAUGGUGGCGAAUGGGGAACUGGAUGCCGAAGAUCUUGAGGGUGCUGUCAUUGAAGCAGGACCUGCGAAAAAGGUACCGCCCAGUAUCGCCAGGCGUCGGAGGGGACGCGCAGGGGGAGCAACUGGACAACGACAGAGUGCAGGUUCUGGGCCAUUGUCGGCUAGUGCGGCGAACAAGAACACGAUCAAACCCGUGUCAACACGACAACCACAUAACGACGACGAACCCCGGGAUAUCCUCUACCACGACAUAUUCGGCUCCAGCACCCGCAGCAAGAACUGGGACGAGCAGAAAGCAAAACAGAUCCUCGACGAAUGUCGCGCCAAAUUGCUCAGUGAAGGCCUACUACUACAGCAUCCGGAUCCGCUUCCGGUGCCAGUACCGCUGUCUGCGGAAAGCAGCGAGACCGAGGCUGGCGAUGGAUAUUCUCCUCAUGUGGACGAGAACAAGACUGUCAACGACUCUGCCAAAGCCGAAAAUGAAAAGACAGGUGCAGGUGGGAACAAGAAGCGCAAGGGCAAGAAGAAGGGCAAGAAGGGUGCCGUAAAGGACUUGCAAAGUUCUGUGUAA
This is a messenger RNA of Exophiala dermatitidis NIH/UT8656, 2556 nucleotides long. RefSeq names its product BRCA1-associated protein. Gene Ontology annotation, molecular function: ubiquitin protein ligase activity; zinc ion binding. The record is from RefSeq and is a predicted model, not a curated record. Gene Ontology annotation, cellular component: cytoplasm. Gene Ontology annotation, biological process: protein ubiquitination; Ras protein signal transduction. The transcript has a single exon. Lineage: Eukaryota; Fungi; Ascomycota; Eurotiomycetes; Chaetothyriales; Herpotrichiellaceae. The coding region runs from base 1 to 2556 and encodes 851 amino acids.